Ornithodoros turicata is the source of this 4872-nucleotide messenger RNA. RefSeq names its product kinesin heavy chain-like (gene Khc). The record is from RefSeq and is a predicted model, not a curated record. NCBI's taxonomy places the organism in Eukaryota, Metazoa, Arthropoda, Arachnida, Ixodida, Argasidae. The transcript has 24 exons. Bases 317 to 3244 code for a protein of 975 amino acids. Gene Ontology annotation, biological process: mitotic cell cycle; microtubule-based movement. Gene Ontology annotation, molecular function: microtubule binding; microtubule motor activity; ATP binding. Gene Ontology annotation, cellular component: microtubule.
CCCAUCGUACCUCACGGCUGAAAAUGGCCGAUAGAGGCAUUUAGAACAUUCGUAGCGUGAAGUAACCAUCCCUUUGUUCCUCUGUUUUUUCGUUGAUCUCUAGCAACCUGGCUUUUGUCUCGGUGUGAAGACCUUGUCGUUGGAUUACCCGCUGUGUAUUAUCUGUGUAGCGAAGAUUGUCGCCAUCAAUGUGCAGCUGACGUGCAUCACCUGUCCCAGUCAUGGAGACUGCUGCGUAGGCCUAAAAAAAAAUUGAGAUCGAUCUGCGGUGAUUGGUGGUCAUGAACCCUUAGUUUAGAAUUCAAUAUUUAUAAAGAUGAACCAAAACUGCAACGUCCCGGAGGCACCUCCUUCGGAGUGCAACAUCAAGGUGGUGUGCCGGUUCCGACCCCUGAACGAUGCGGAGGAAAGGGCCGGCAGCAGGUUCAUAGUAAAGUUUCCUUCGGGAUCCGAAGAUUGCACUUCGAUUGGGGGCAAGGUGUACAUGUACGACAAAGUCUUCAAACCUAAUGCUACUCAAGAAAAGGUGUACAAUGAAGCUGCAAAGGCUAUUGUAAAAGAUGUGCUUAUGGGCUACAAUGGAACCAUAUUUGCCUAUGGUCAAACGUCUAGUGGGAAGACCCACACAAUGGAGGGUGUUCUUGGAGAUUCCAUCCACCAGGGCAUCAUACCCAGGAUCAUCAAUGACAUCUUUAAUCACAUUUAUUCAAUGGAUGAAAACAUUGAGUUCCAUAUAAAGGUGUCUUACUUCGAAAUAUACCUGGACAAAAUCCGUGAUCUACUAGAUGUAACAAAAACUAACCUGUCAGUUCACGAAGACAAAAAUAGAGUUCCUUACGUCAAGGGGGCAACAGAGAGGUUCGUGACUAGCCCUGAGGAAGUCAUGGAAGUUAUUGACGAGGGGAAGGCAAAUAGACACAUUGCAGUCACCAAUAUGAACGAGCACAGCUCUAGGAGUCACAGCGUCUUCUUAAUCAAUGUGAAGCAGGAAAACCUCGACGACCAGAAGAAGCUCAGUGGAAAGCUGUACCUUGUAGACUUGGCUGGCAGCGAAAAAGUGAGCAAAACAGGUGCCGAAGGGAUGGUUCUAGAUGAAGCAAAAAAUAUCAACAAGUCGCUGUCGGCGCUUGGCAAUGUGAUAGCUGCCCUGGCUGAUGGAAAUAAGUCUCAUAUUCCGUACCGAGACAGCAAGUUGACGAGGAUCUUGCAGGAAAGUUUGGGAGGAAAUUCUCGAACAACCAUCAUAAUCUGCUGUUCCCCAGCCUCCUUUAAUGAAUGCGAAACAAAGUCUACCUUGGAAUUCGGAAAGAGGGCAAAGACUAUCAAGAAUGUUGUGAUAGUGAACGAAGAACUGACUGCUGAGGAAUGGAAGCGGCGAUUCGACAAGGAGAAAGAAAAGGUUACAAAGCUCAAGGGACAGCUCACAAAGGCUGAGUUUGAACUGGCACGCUGGAGAAAUGGGGAGUCUGUGCCGACAGAUGAACAGCUGAAGGAGCUUGAGAGCAGCACCAUGAGCCUCUCCGAGACACCCUCGGCAGCCUCAUCGGUUGCAAACCUGGCGGCUGUCGCUGCGCAGAAUGCGGCCGCCGCUGGCGCCGGAGCAGACCCGCUGCUCGCGGAGGAACGCACGCGGCUGUACGCCCAAUUGGACGAGAAGGACGACGAAAUCGACCGGCAAAGUCAGCUCAUCGAGAAGAUCAAAGAACAAAUGGAAGAGCAGGAAGAGCUGAUAUCGUCCACGCGCCGCGAUUACGAAUCGCUUCAGCAGGAGAUGUCGAGGAUCCAGCAGGAGAAUGAAUCUGCUAAGGAAGAAGUGAAGGAAGUGCUGCAAGCCCUCGAAGAACUGGCAGUCAACUAUGACCAGAAGUCUCAGGAAGUGGACAGCAAGAACCGAGAGUAUGAGAACCUGAGCGAGGAGCUCAACCAAAAACUGUGUCAGCUGAACACUGCUCAGAACGAGCUCCAGCAGAUGCGAGACCACAGCGUCCACCAGAAGAAGCGCACGACGGAAAUGCUGACGAGUCUCCUCAAAGACCUCGGAGAAAUCGGAGUUGUGCUUGGCGGAAACAACGCCGACAUCAAGCAACCUUCCACGGAUGUCAAUGGCAAGAUAGAAGAGGAGUUUACGGUCGCGCGUCUUUACAUCAGUAAGAUGAAAUCUGAAGUAAAGGCGCUGGCACAGAGAUGCCACCAGCUUGAGACGUUCCAGUCCGAAUGCAACAAGAAGAUCGGCUCAAAUGAAAAGGACCUGGCAGAAUGCAGACUGCUCAUCAGUCAGUAUGAAGCCAAAAUGAAGUCCCUUCAGGAGUCCAUGAAGGACAUAGAGAAUAAGAAACGUUCUCUCGAAGAAGCUGUUGACUCUCUCAACGAAGACUGUUCCAAGUUGAAAGCAGCUGAGGAGAUGCACAUCAUGGCGUCCAAAGAAAAGGAGAAGGAGAAAGAUUCUGCCGAGAAAAUGCGAGAGGCCCUGGAGCAGCAGAUUGAGAAGCACCGCGAUGCCCACCAGAAGCAGCUGUCCUCCCUGCGCGAUGAAAUUGCCGACAAGAUGAACCACAUUGACCAACUCAAAGAUGCAAACCAAAAGCUGUCCCUGGCUCAGGAUCGACUGCAGCAGGAGUACGAAAAGUUGAAGCAGGAAGAGCAAGAAAAGAGCCAGAAGCUGCAGGAGCUACAGUUCCUGAACGCGCGCCGUGAACAGGCUCGGCAAGACCUGAAGGGCCUGGAGGAGACGGUGGCUAAGGAGCUGCAGACCCUGCACAACCUGCGUAAGCUCUUCGUGCAGGACCUGCAGAGCCGCGUCAAGAAGUCUGCGGUGGGAGAGGACAACGAGGAAGCCUCCUCGGGGGGCAGCUUGGCCCAGAAGCAGAAGAUUGCUUUCCUGGAGAACAACCUUGACCAACUGACCAAGGUUCACAAACAGUUGGUUCGUGACAACGCUGACUUGCGCUGCGAACUGCCUAAGCUGGAAAAACGCUUGAGAGCAACCAUGGAGCGUGUGAAAGCUCUAGAGACUGCUCUGAAAGAAGCGAAAGAAAGUGCUAUGCGCGAUAGAAAGCGGUACCAGUAUGAGGUGGAUCGUAUCAAGGAAGCUGUCAGACAGAAGAACCUUGCAAGAAGGGGACACAUGGCAAUGAUCGCUAAGCCCAUCCGCGCCGGUCAGCCGCACGCGCCUGCCGGCACUGCAAUCCGCGGAGGAGGCGGAGUGGCAUACCACGCUCCCAGUGCUGCCAUGGAGAAGGCAUAAGCUGCCGACCGCAACAUUGGAACGUUCCGGACGACGCAAUGCCAACGUCGCAGGCCAUCACCCACAUGUACAUGAUUUCCGACAGACGAUUUUAUUCUCUGCGUACUACCUUAGCAGCACAGCAGCUUCCGAAGACGGCAAAAAGUGCUUUGUUAGAAUCAGGCAGACCUUUGAACUUUUGGCCCGACUCCAACCCCCCCCCCAUCCCUUAGUGUACGACUCGUUCUGAUAUUUGGUGAACUCUCUGAUCUUGCAUUUUUUUCCUUAUCCUCGUUACGAUUUAUUUAUGUUAUACAAUGAACAAGCAAACCAAUGUCUGUUUUUACGUCGAGAAAGCCUCUCUUUUUACACGAGCGAAGCCUAAUUGUCUGCGUGCUGUCAGGGAGCACCAGUGAGGUAUGUUUAGUUCCUAUCUUAGCGUUCUGCUUGUGCACAGAGAUGUGAAGAGAGAGAGACGCAUCUUGGACACACAUGUACGUGCGUACACACACACAUGCCUCACAUGUAGCGUGCUGCAUUGCCCCCCUCUCGAGGCAAUAUUAUGUUCAUACGAGCUGCUUUUUCGAGUGCCGCUGAUUGCAAAUACAACUUGUAACCGUGGAACACCUGCGUAACAUUUUUUUCGUGGCUGUCUACACGCCAAAUUGCCCGGGAAAAGGAAUCUUUAUUUUUUAGCUGAGAUGGUAACAGUGUGCUACAGGCUUGUUGCAUUGGUAUCCUCCUUGUUUCUUCUGUUUUUUUUGUUUUUCUCGUAACAGUUUUUCCAGGGCCUGCCUGCCUACUGUUGCGGUCAAAGACUAUCUGCGGCUCGGCAGAUGAUACCCAACAUGUGGCACUUUGCAGUGGCCGUUUUUUUUUUUUUUUGCCGACUUUUGACUGUAAACUUGUUUUCGGACACACUUGUAAAUAUAUUCCCGCAUAGUUCUUUUUAGCAUUUCUUAUUGCUGUUUGUAUACUUGAAUGGCACUUUGGUUGUCCGAACCAAAAGGUGCGGCCCAGCUCUGGUCAGGUCUGUACCAGUCAAUGAACGCAGGACUUACUUUGGGAUCCAUUUUUUAAUGACCUGCAAGAAUGUAUUGGAGGUUUGCGUGCCUUUUUAACAUUGCUUUGUCUGUAGCGGUAAGGGUGUGCACGAGCAGGCUGUUGUGUGAUACAUAUAUAUCCUAGGGUCACCUAGCAGAGGUUUGGACCAAGAAAAAGAAAAAAAAUACGAACUACCGCCACUACAGUCUUCUGCUUGGUUUCCCUCUGCUGUAAAUUGUGUUUUGCGAGAGUUGAAAGUAUAGCUAAUCGAGUGAGUAAUUGCGGAUUAUUUAUGGAUAGGUUUGUGCUCUUUGGAAGCAGUGCAAUCUUUUUAUAUAGUCUGUGCGGUGCACUGUAUGAUAACUGCAGGAGAGAAUAUUUCCCCUGCUGUGUACCCGCAGCAUGCACGUGUCACCUGCAGGUAAAAAAGUUCAGCCAUAGUUACGAGCUCGUAUGCAAAUGUGGGGCAGCAUAGUUUGUGCAACGAUAUGAUGAAAAAGUGCAGCUAAAGCAUUGGAGCAAUUUGUGAUGGGAAUGGUAAUUUAGUGUUAAUUUAUAAUGUAUUGUAACACCUGUGGCUUAAUAAAUCUCCUAUUUGGUGGUUC